GACCUCCUCGCCCGGGAGCAAGAGUACAAUGGUUUAAUCCUGGAGCUGAGUUGAACUCACCCAGUUUGCUCUUGCCUAACUUGCUAGUCUGGUGACGUACUUCAGAAGACAUUAGUAAGGACCAUGGACAGGCAGGGCAGUGCUGCCGCCUGCCAGAGGCGUUUAAAUGAAGAAUUGGAGGCAAAAACUGCUGAUCUGGUUCGACAAGCUGAGGAAGUAAUAAGAGAGCAGCAAGAAGUGCGAGCCAGGCCUUUUUCAGCACUAACUACAUCAUGCAAAGAGGAAGAUGGUUACAGUCCGAGAGAUCUGUUGUCAUCUGAAGGGGUGGCUCAUCCAUGGACAGAAACCAAGCCAAAGACCAAAAACACUGGUCCUGUAAACAAGAUUCAAAACAGACUCCACUCUGCAGAUAAAGAAAGGAAAUCAAAUUCAAGUGCUAAACUGAAAUAUCCUGACGUGCAGACUGCCAAUGAUGUGGCCAUCCCAGACGAUUUCUCAGACUUCUCCCUUGCCAAGACGAUUAACAGGAUUCAAGGGCAGCUGGAUGAGGACGGCUUGCCCGAGUGUGGGGAGGACGACAGCUUCUGUGGUGUUAGUAAGGACAUUGGGACUGAGGCUCAGAUCCGAUUUCUAAAGGCCAAGCUCCAUGUGAUGCAGGAGGAGCUGGACAGCAUUGUGUGCGAGUGCAAUAAGAAGGAGGAUGAAAUUCAGGAUUUAAAGUCCAAGGUGAAAAAUUUGGAAGAAGACUGUGUGCGACAACAGCGAACAGUUACAUCCCAGCAAUCCCAAAUAGAAAAGUAUAAGAAUCUUUUUGAAGAAGCAAAUAAAAAAUGUGAUGAAUUACAGCAGCAGCUGUCUUCAGUAGAACGGGAAUUAGAAAAUAAAAGAAGAUUACAAAAACAGGCUGCCUCAAGUCAGAGUGCCACGGAGGUUCGUCUGAAUCGAGCUCUUGAAGAAGCAGAAAAGUAUAAAGUGGAGCUGAGUAAACUCAGGCAAACUAACAAGGAUAUUACAAAUGAAGACCAUCAAAAAAUUGAAGUGUUGAAAUCAGAAAACAAGAAACUAGAAAGACAAAAAGGAGAAUUAAUGAUAGGGUUCAAGAAGCAGUUGAAAUUAAUUGACAUUUUGAAAAGGCAGAAGAUGCAUAUUGAAGCUGCGAAGAUGCUGUCUUUCAGUGAGGAGGAGUUUAUGAAGGCUCUUGAGUGGGGCAGUUCAUGAGUGAACAACUGCAAUGUGAUGCUUAUUUGAUAUCAGAGUGUAGUCUUCUUACUGUUCAUGAGUAAUGAGAACAUUUGUGAAAUAAAAGAUUUAGAUAAUGA
Mus pahari (shrew mouse) is the source of this 1319-nucleotide messenger RNA. It is a transcript of the gene Tex9, whose product is annotated as testis expressed 9. The transcript has 12 exons. The coding region runs from base 124 to 1218 and encodes 364 amino acids. Lineage: Eukaryota; Metazoa; Chordata; Mammalia; Rodentia; Muridae. The record is from RefSeq and is a predicted model, not a curated record.